UCCUACAAUGCGUCGCUGCUGUAAACAGGUCAGACUGUAGUCUACAGAGAAACAGUCUAUGAGACAUGAACUCCUGCAGUCUCUCUGUAGGGGUUAUGUAGCUUUAUGUGAACAGUGAGGAGACUUUCAUUAAGCUCAUGCCUUCGCCUACAGACUUCUUAAAGAAGUAUUGGGUGACCUACGUUCCUGUGGUGGUGAACAUGACUGCGAGUUCUCCAGAAGAACAAAUGCUGGCCGUGUACAACCAGACUCCAUUCCCAAUGGUCCCUCCACUGCAGCAACAUCCAUCUACCAAGAGGAAGAGGAAAACGAUCGUUGUCCGAGAUCCUAACCAGGACAACAAGGACAUCACGGAGGAGAUCAUAUCAGAAGCUGGCAGGAGUCGGAAGCCCACUCUGCCAGUGGGAAAUGUCUUUUCCGUCCCUAUGCCUCUGCAGUUACCAGCAGAUGAUAAGAUUUAUUUGGGAUCGAAUUUCGGGGGACGACGGCUGAACUGGAAGAACGGCUGCAAUGGAGAAACUAGCGCUAGAGCCACAUCCGGAGCAUCAGUAAAACUGGACGCAGUGCCAGACUCGACUACAAACAAGCUGCGCUAUCAGAGGAGGAAAUGGAGAAACGCUCUAAAUCCAUUAUUGAGGAGUUUCUACACAUAAAUGAUUACAAAGAGGUCUCGCAUUGCGUGGAGGAACUGGACCAGGGCGGGAUGCUGUACGUUU
Molecule: messenger RNA, 716 nt
Organism: Silurus meridionalis
Lineage: Eukaryota; Metazoa; Chordata; Actinopteri; Siluriformes; Siluridae
Product: eukaryotic translation initiation factor 4 gamma 3-like
Exons: 7
Coding region: 138-653 (171 amino acids)
Source: RefSeq, a predicted model, not a curated record